UCUGCAAGAGCAUCAGCAUCCGCACCCGAAACCCGGCUCGGGCGCGCUCCCGGAGGGUGGGGUGCAGUACCGCGCCGCGCGUCCCCGUGUCUCGCGCCCGCGCCGCGCGUGCCCGCGCCCCCGCUCGCUCCCGCGCGCCUCCUCAGCAUCCUCAGGCCCGGCAGCAACCCCCGCAGUCACUGGAGCGGCCGCGCCCGCCACUGGGAGGGUGCAGCCGCUGGGGAGGCUCCAAGUUGGCCGAGCAGAGGGGACCCCCCCUCUGCGGACCGCUCCCCGAAAGGCGGAAAGAGCCCAGGAGGGCGCGCCGCCGUCCCCGAGCCCCCCAGUCCCUGACCCCUGCCCGCGGCCGCAGCAUGCGCGCCCAGCCGGCGUGACCGGCUCCGCCCGCAGCAGCCCCGCAGCCCAGCCCAGCCCGGCGCUCUCGCGGGUCACUCGGACCGGCGCCCGGGAGCGAUGAGCCAUGAAGCCGCCCGGCAGCAGCUCCCGGCGGCUGCCCCUGGCGGGCUGCAGCCUGGCCGGCGCCUCCCGCGGCCCCUGUAGCUGCCCCGCCGGCCCGGUGCUGGCCCGCGCGCCGCCCUGCCGCCUGCUCCUCGUCCUUCUCCUGCUGCCUGCGCUCGCCGCCUCGUCCCGGCCCCGAGCCCGGGGGGCCGCUGCGCCCAGCGCUCCGCACUGGAACGAAACUGCAGAAAAAGCCCCGGGAAUCCUGGCCCACGAAGCCAAGACAUUGCAACAGAAGGGCAGCAGUAAUGUCAGCAACAGCAGUGCGCUGCAGAAGGAAAUCACACUGCCUUCGAGACUCGUGUAUUACAUCAACCAGGACUCAGAAAGCCCCUAUCAUGUUCUCGACACAAAGGCCAGACACCAAGAGAAACACAACAAGGCUGUCCAUCUGGCCCAGGCGAGCUUCCAGAUCGAAGCCUUUGGCUCCAAGUUCAUUCUCGACCUCAUACUGAACAAUGGUUUGCUGUCUUCUGACUACGUGGAGAUUCACUAUGAAAAUGGGAAACCGAUGUACUCCAAGGGUGGAGAGCACUGUUACUACCACGGAAGCAUCAGAGGUGUCAAAGACUCCAGGGUGGCUCUGUCGACAUGCAAUGGACUCCAUGGCAUGUUUGAAGACAAUACCUUCGUGUAUAUGAUAGAGCCUCUGGAACUGAUUCAUGAUGAGAGAAGCACAGGCCGGCCACACAUAAUCCAGAAAACCUUGGCGGGACAAUACUCUAGGCAGAUGAAGAAUCUCAGCACAGAUGGCGGUGACCGCUGGCCUUUGCUACCUGAGUUACAGUGGCUGAGAAGAAGGAAGAGAGCUGUGAAUCCAUCACGUGGUGUGUUUGAAGAAAUGAAGUAUUUGGAGCUGAUGAUCGUUAAUGACCACAAGACGUAUAAGAAACACCGUUCUUCUCAGGCACAUACCAACAACUUCGCAAAGUCUGUGGUCAACCUUGUAGAUUCUAUUUACAAGGAACAGCUCAACACCAGGGUUGUCCUGGUGGCCGUAGAGACCUGGACCGAGAAGGAUCAAAUUGACAUCACCAUCAACCCUGUGCAGAUGCUGUAUGAGUUCUCCAAGUACCGGCAGCGUAUCAAGCAGCACGCCGACGCGGUCCACCUCAUCUCGCGCGUGACAUUCCAUUAUAAGAGAAGCAGUCUCAGUUACUUUGGAGGUGUGUGCUCUCGCAUCAGAGGGGUCGGUGUAAAUGAGUAUGGUCUUCCAAUGGCAGUGGCACAAGUAUUAUCGCAGAGCCUGGCUCAAAACCUUGGGAUCCAGUGGGAGCCUUCCAGUAGGAAGCCAAAGUGUGAGUGUGUAGAGUCCUGGGGCGGCUGCAUCAUGGAAGAAACAGGGGUAUCCCAUUCUCGAAAGUUCUCCAAGUGCAGCAUUGCAGAAUACAGAGACUUCUUACAGAGAGGAGGAGGAUCCUGUCUUUUCAACAGGCCAACAAAGCUGUUUGAGCCCACAGAGUGUGGAAAUGGAUAUGUAGAGGCCGGGGAGGAAUGUGAUUGUGGUUUCCAUGUGGAAUGCUAUGGAGUUUGCUGUAAGAAAUGCUCGCUCUCCAAUGGAGCCCAUUGCAGUGAUGGCCCCUGCUGCAACAAUACCUCGUGUCUUUUUCAGUCACGAGGGUAUGAAUGUCGGGAUGCUGUAAACAGCUGUGAUAUCACGGAAUACUGCACUGGAGACUCUGGCCAGUGCCCACCAAAUCUCCAUAAGCAAGAUGGCUAUGCCUGCAAUCAAAAUCAGGGUCGCUGUUACAACGGGGAGUGCAAGACAAGAGACAACCAGUGUCAGUACAUCUGGGGAACAAAGGCUGCAGGGUCAGACAAGUUCUGCUACGAAAAGCUGAAUACAGAAGGCACCGAGAAAGGCAACUGUGGUCAAGAUGGAGACCGGUGGAUCCAGUGCAGCAAACAUGACGUGUUCUGUGGAUUUUUACUGUGCACCAAUCUGACCCGAGCUCCGAGAAUCGGUCAACUUCAAGGAGAGAUCAUCCCGACAUCCUUCUACCACCAAGGCCGAGUCAUUGACUGCAGUGGUGCUCACGUAGUUUUAGAUGAUGACACAGAUGUGGGCUACGUUGAAGAUGGGACUCCAUGUGGCCCAUCCAUGAUGUGCUUAGAUCGGAAGUGCCUACAGAUUCAAGCCCUAAAUAUGAGCAGCUGCCCACUCGAUUCCAAGGGGAAAGUCUGUUCAGGCCACGGGGUGUGCAGUAAUGAAGCCACCUGCAUCUGUGAUUUCACUUGGGCAGGCACGGACUGCAGCAUCCGGGACCCAGUUCGGAACCCCAACCCCCCGAAGGAUGAAGGACCUAAGGAAACGUCAAGAAGAGGAGGUUCGAUCCCACUCAGCAGGGCCCCAUCUGAAUCAGCUGCACUGGAGGAAUGCCACCUUGCACCGUUGGGUUCCGGGUAUGACAUGUUUUCAGCCAUGCUGCUGGAACUCCUAAGUCUGUCAACAAGACCAUUGGGUGGUAAUGACUGCAGAGCUCCAAUGUGGGAAUGGGGAAAUGGGGUGCAAGACAACUGUCCCUUUUGGAUAUAACUUCAAGUAAACCCUCCUAUCACCUGUCAAUAAAGGGGAGGGGUUAAAGACCAUGUCAUUAAAAAAAAAAAAACAAACACUUCAGAAUCCUUUAUUUUUUUUUCUUUUUAACUGAAGGAGAAAGGAGCAAGGGCAAAGUGCAAUAAAAGAACACGUAGCAAAUGGUUUCCCCCUAGCCUGCUGACACUUAAUAUCUUCUAAGUGAUUUGGCAUGAUUUUUAUUUCCCUUUACUAUCAAAGACAAACUCCAGUGGCAUGAAGAUCCAAUUUUGGAAAGGGUAAAAACUGCAUGGCAUAUAUCACAACAAGCUAGCAAGCCGAUCUUCAGCAAAACCUACCAUGGAAGCCCUAAGGGGAAGAUGAGAGAUGAACACGCAGAUGCUGCCUGGACUUGGAUAGUGCAAACCCCCCAUCCCCUUGGCUCCUUUUCCCUGGACUCCGUGUCCCCGCCCACUCCAGCCCAGCCCCAGGGCAGCACUCAGCCGGACUGUACUCUCGUUGAUUCUCUUUUCCCAUCAUGUUCUCUCCUGGACCAAGCAUCCUUUGGAAAUGGGAGCUGGAAUUGGAACAAUGCUAUUGUAUAGUCCUUUUAUAAAUGUAAAUAUGGAAAUAAGAGAUUUUGACAUGCCAUUUUCACUUGUCUGUAUUGAAAUGUUUUUCUUUGCCAGAUUCUCUCUACACAAGUUUGUUGCUUGCUCCACAUCCUCUUUUUCUUUCUUUUCUCUCAUUUUCUUUCCUUCUUUUUCUCUGUCCUCUCUUAUAACAUGUCCAAUGAUUGUUGGGCUUGCUUAACAAGACAGAUGUAGCCCCCAGAUGAAGGGAGUUUGGGCACAAAACAAAGCUAGUCUGCUUGAAACCAAAAAGAAAAAAAGCAGAGGACACAAAACAACCCAUCUCAAGACCACCAAUUAUGUAAAUGUAAGUAUAUAUGUACUGAUGAGUCUAAAAUUUUUGAUGUCAUCAUAAGCACAUGUAUAUAAUGUAAGAAAACAGAGGCCCUUCUUAGAUUAAUCACAAAAGUGCCAAGCUCAUGAUUUGAGUUUGUGGUUUAACCAGUUUUCUUUCCCUGUCUUAAAUGUGAAAGGAGGAGAAACUUAAAGCCUUAAAUAAAAAUUAAUAAUUUGUACAUGUUGAAAGCUUGGAGAAAAGUUAAGCUCUCCAUUCUGUUCCUAUGUAUUUUUUUUUUUUUUGUCAAAUUUCCUUUAUGCUUCAUCUUUCUGCCUCGACAGAAUGCCAGUGUGGUGGGGCAGAGUAGCAGGUAGCCUUCUGGUCAUUUUGGCCUGUCAUUUGGCAUGGCGAUUUCGGGAGCUCACUUGGCCCUCAAUGUCUUUCUGACCCAUGGACUCUGGUGGACUGUGAUGGGAUUCCACUACAGAUGAACCCACACUCUUCCUUUCCCUCCAGUAGCUGGGGAGAGAGAGCCUUGGCAUCCCCAAACUCUUGGAGUUUCCCUCAUCUUUACUCAUUUCUUUUUUAACAUAUUGCCAGGAUAGCUUCCACUGAAGUGUUAGGGGGGACCAAUCCUGAAGAAAUUCCCUCCUGGCUUUGGUUUAGAUGUCCAGACUUGUGCAUGAUAGCUUCAGUGACCCGCCCUCUAGAACUCAGACCCCCAAGAGUCCCUACUUCGCUACAGUCCCUGUUUCAGGAAGAAGACAUCCAACUGAACUAUGCAUUUCUUCCCGGCACUGAGUUCCUUUCUACAUUUAGCUCUAAACCCCUUUCCAGCAAGACUCAUGCAGUAAGCUUUACAAUUUUUUUUUCAAGUAGAAGGGAGGAUUUCCUGAAAAUGGAUGGCUUAAAACUGGAGUUACCGUCCCCCCUUCCAAAGAUAUCUUUAGUUAUUGAAGUUUCACACUCACAGGGCAGACAUUGAGAUUGCUAUAUACUACCCCAACACCAUAACCUAACGUUGUAAUCCUCGGAUGGCUUUCUGAGAAACAGGUGCUAUGCAGGUAUGCAGUCUUUAGCUUGAACUUGCUCUUUGCUUCCAUAGCAACAACAGGGCUAUCUAGAAGGUGUAUUGGCCUUAUUCCUGGUUUUGUAAGGCGCAGUUUGUGCCCCUCUACUGAAUGGCAGUGGCUCAGCUUGGAGGAAGGUUGGAGGAAACUCAGAUGACUUGGUAAUCUCUCCCUGUUGUUGCAUUGCUUAGGGGUCCACUUCACUAUGAGAUACCAAGCAGCUGCCAAAAACACCGUACUCAUUUCACUACUAAUUCCAAGGCACCAUGGUGACUUCGACUCAAAACUACACCAGUUAUGAAACAGGUCUCUAUUGUCAACUUUUGAGCAUUUCACAAACAACAUUGUAAAUGUGCGAUGUUAAGUUUUAAAUCAGACCACAGUGGUCCCCAAAUAUUAUGUACAUAUGACAAAUGUCAGUAUAACUUUUUGUUACACUGACAGUUUCAUAGGUAAACAAACCUAUGCUCCAAUGUUAAAUUAUUCGUGUGUAUAUGUAAAAUGCACAAGCUUUAAGCUGUGUUUGUACGGACAUGAAGGGUAGUGCAAUCAUACUGUAUACAAUGGGUUAGAAUUGGUUUUCAGUGGUGUUAGGUUAUGUAGUUUCAAACUCUUUGCUACAUUUUUCUCUUGCACAUGCCAAUCAUUUGCUUAUUUUGUGGUGUGAAUACUCCUUCUUCUUAUUCAUUUGAAUUCAAAGCACAAGCCUACCAUUGUUUAACGUUACCCAACAAGAGUGUUAAGUGAUGACCAAGUUCCCGUUUCCCUGGCUAGACUUUUGCUGCGAUAAUUAAUGACACCUGGAUGAGGAGGUAUGCGCUAACUUCACUGCUCACCCGGGGUAGUGCAUGAGCCCACUGAAUUAAAGCUACUCCUCCCAGCUAAGUGAGCCGAACACAUAGGUGCAUGUUUGAGCCAUGAAUCACAUAGAGCUGUGGAGUUUUGCCAAGUGAUGUUGCUGUUUUGUUUUUUACUAUGCAAAGAUGGGAAAUGCACAAACUUUUCAAAGAUAUGUCUGGAGAACUUUACAACGAUACUUGAAUUCUUUUUUUAAUCAUCCCAUCCCAUUUUAAGGUCAUUGAUGCUUCCAUUGUUAAUUUUAUUUUUCCCCUUCAAUUUUAAUGGUUUGUAACCUUUAAAUGCACAACCUGAUUGUUUGUUUGAUAAAUUCCGAUCCUGUUGGCUGCCUGUGAACAGAUAUUCCGUCAUCCUUACAUGCCUCUUUUAGCUGAGUGUGCAUUAAAACUUUUAUUACUGUA
This is a messenger RNA of Onychomys torridus (southern grasshopper mouse), 6251 nucleotides long. It is a transcript of the gene Adam23, whose product is annotated as ADAM metallopeptidase domain 23. Gene Ontology annotation, cellular component: presynaptic membrane. Gene Ontology annotation, biological process: proteolysis. The record is from RefSeq and is a predicted model, not a curated record. Lineage: Eukaryota; Metazoa; Chordata; Mammalia; Rodentia; Cricetidae. Gene Ontology annotation, molecular function: metalloendopeptidase activity. The coding region runs from base 461 to 3034 and encodes 857 amino acids. The transcript has 25 exons.